UUUUGACGGAAACAAUACAUUAUACGUUGGGCUUGACCCAUAUUUGGCCCAUAUUUAUAAGCAUGCAUGACGCGAGUUAGCCUCGGAUCAAACUGGUAUCUCACCCGAGAAAACCGGCCCAGGUAAUUGUAACUAGAAUAAUUGUUGAUGAUGAGAAUAUGCCUUGGGAGUAAGAGAAGUUGAGGAAGAAGAUUCGUGAGUCAUUCGCAUCUCUCUUACUCUGAUUCUCUCUGCUUCAACUCGCUUCCUUCUCUCCCUCUCUCUCUUUAUAACAUUUUACUUCUCCAACAAUUCUUCUCGAGUUUUUACGACCAUUCCUCCAGAACAGAACAAGCAAGGCGAGCAAGUAGUUCGCUCUGCUGGCGUAUAAGAGAUUUUGAUUACAAGACACACUACUUCCUCAAGGGCGGCGUUAGGAAGCUUCCAUGAGCCUGCAAAAUGUAUCAAAGUCAAGCAAUGCCCUUGAGGGUAUCCAUGGGGUUCAUGUCGUGUCUCAUUCUCCCUUCUCGUUUGAGAAGACAACUCAAGUUGGUGACUUUCAGACCAACACCAAACCCUCUGUAAUGGAUUCAAAUCAGAGACUGUCCAUUGAACGUUUUUGGCAACAAAGACCUCCAUGCCUAAGGCCAAUCUGUUGCAGCAUUCGCGGUGACCAGAGUAUCUUAGAAACAGCUGCUAAUGUGGCUACUUCACUUCCUUUCAUAUUCCUCGGAAUGCAGGCACCAAGGAAGAAUCUGAACACAAAGGUUUACGCAAACUCCCUAAUUGGAGUUGGAAUUGCAUCGAGUUUGUAUCAUGCCUCUAGAGGGAAGUUGAGGAAGUACCUGAGAUGGGUAGAUUACACAAUGAUAGCCACAACAACAAUAUGUCUCUCAAGGGCUCUAAGGAAUGAGAACCCAAAGCUUCUGAUGGCUGCAUCAGCGUUAGUUCUACCAUUUCAGCCUCUCAUGGUCUCUGCAGUUCACACCGGAAUGAUGGAAGUCGCAUUUGCCAAAAGAAGCUUAAAGGAUCCAGACCUCAAAACAGCUCAUAACGUACACAAGAUGUCAUCAUUGCUAGGAGGUGCUCUGUUCAUAGCUGAUGAUUUCUUCCCCGAGACACCUUUCCUUCACGCUGGUUGGCACCUCGCUGCAGCCAUUGGUGUUGGAACAUGCAAUAAGCUACUUGAGUAGAUCAAGAAUUCCAAAACCGCUAUGGAAGUUCUCUAUUCUUGGAACAGUGAAACCAAAAUUGGU
Molecule: messenger RNA, 1235 nt
Organism: Camelina sativa (false flax)
Lineage: Eukaryota; Viridiplantae; Streptophyta; Magnoliopsida; Brassicales; Brassicaceae
Source: RefSeq, a predicted model, not a curated record